Caenorhabditis sp. 36 PRJEB53466 is the source of this 1627-nucleotide messenger RNA. Lineage: Eukaryota; Metazoa; Nematoda; Chromadorea; Rhabditida; Rhabditidae. The record is from the annotation of a GenBank genome assembly.
AUGGCGCGCCUCCUGCUCAUUAUCGGAUGCGCUUCGCUUGCAGGUUUAUCCCUCUCUCUUUCCUUCUUUUCCUUAUCUCUUAUCUUUUCUCAGCAUUCGCUUCCUGCGAAUCCAAGAGUGGCGAGGAGACUCCGCAGUAUUGGAGAGCCAUUCUUGGCGACAUUUGCCAGCUGCCCUCGUUUCCCCGAGCCACUGGUGACCCGACCCGCUACGUUGAAUGUGUGCGCCAAUCCUCGUUCGCCGCCGACAGGUGAGCCAAAGCACUCGAGCCUCCCCACUCGAGCUUCUCACAUUUCCAGAAAAGAUCUCGGAAUCUGGCUCCUUCGCGAAUGCCUCCCUGGAUACGAGUUCGUCGCCUCGGCUCGUCGGUGCAAGACUGUCCGAUCUGUCAACAAACAACAAGUAAUACUUUCCCUCCCUUCUCCCCUUUCAUUCUUCAUUCUCUCUCUCUUGUUAGGAGCUCUGCGAGUCCGCCAAUGCCACCGAAUACAACUUCUGCCCAACUGCUUCUGCCAUGCAGUUCCUCGUCGAGGAGAUCCGUGAAGCCCCAAGACAGUGCGCCUGCCCGAACGGAGAGCAGAACUGUGUCUGCCCAUCCCCGGAAAUCCUUGAGCCAAUCUCCGCCCCGAAGAAGGUCCGCAGAUCCGCUCCACAGCCACUGGUCAGUUCCCUCCCGAUCCUUCCUCGUCUCAUUCUUCCCUCUUUCAGAGAUUCUCGCAGUACCCAUCGUGCCCAUGCCCACAGAAUCAGCCAGCUUGCACCUGCUCCACCACCACCCAACAGAACGAGCAGAUCCUCGUCUCGAUCUCGUGUUGCCAGCAAGACUCCGUCACCACCACCACCCAGGCUCCUUCCCAGAUGCAGCAGUGCCAAUGCUCUCCAUCCCAGAUCCAAGCUGUACGAGUGAAUCCGAUUGCCUCUUUGAAUUCACCUCUCCAUUUCAGAACUGCCAAACCACCACCACCCAGCAGCAAUACUGCCCACAACAGUCUUCCCCAGUCGUCCAGCCACAGCCAUGCCCUCUCGGUAUUAUUUUCUCCCCUCACUUCCCGUUCUAUUUGUUUACUCUUUCAGUCCAAGGAUCGGGAGUCCAAAACGCCCAGUACCAGGGAAUCUGCUCGUGGAUGAUCGACCCACUGGCCACUGACCCACAGUCCCGCACCCACUUCCUCCAAUGCCAGCCGGCCCCGAACAACCUCUUCUGCGGUAGAUGGCAACGCAUGCCAUGCGCCCCAGGAACAGUCUUCGAUGUCUCCUCGCAAGUUUGCGUCUGGGACACCUCUAGCCAGCCAGGAUCUCUGCCGACCCCAGCUCCAUACGUGUCCACUCAGGCUCCACAGAACGCCCAAUGCGGAUGCACCGGAGGAGUCCAAAUCGGCUCGUGCAACCAGAACUACCAGUGCCCAGGACAAUCAGUCUGCCAAGUCGGACAGAACAACGGACAACAGGUAAUGGGGUAAAAGGGAGCUGCCGAGCAGCGAGACCGACCGGUUUCCGCUCCGCAAUAGAUCACAAUAGCGAAUUGGGCGAGGGGGCUCGAAGAGGAGAUCAUGAGCAAACGAACAGAAAGUCUCGGUUGCAGUGCAUGGUUUGCUGCUACUUCCGCAAGAAGGCCCGUCGUCUCUAA